AUGGAAGCGUCGACGCAGAUCUAUACCGGCUCCCCGGACCUCGGGACAGAAAUUCCUGCGACCGAGGAGGACCCUAGCACCUGCCGGCGUGCCAAUGACAAAACUGCGUCGGAGUUAGGCGGCAGACUAAUCGGGCCUGACCAGAACGAUGCUCAUAAGAGCCGUCCCACUAACCGCCUUACUAGUGCUGCAUCGGGGCGUGUAAACCCUGCCGUGGUGAGAGGAAAGCAAAAUGUGGGAUGCACGAUGAUCGAACGCCAUUAUAACCCUAUCGAUAAGUCACCAAUUCCGGUUGCGAGACGCGCUACCGAUGAGGACAUCGGUAAUGUAAAGGGCGUCGAUGUAUUGGGGCCAACAUCACCCCUCUCUGCCUCAUUGCCGGUGAGCGGCCGUCCUAAUCGCAAACAUGGCCAGAGCCAGCAGCAGGACCCCGUGACCGGGGACACGCGAGGAGUCAGGGGGGAGAUGCUAUCCGGCACACGGGACGAACAAGUGGAGCAGAAAGGGGGGGCAGCGUCGCUGGACGGUCUUCGCCAAGGGGACGUUUCGGACCGCAAUGCAAGCAAGCCCAUAGUUCAGGACAAGGGGCAGGAGGCGCCAGGAGUGACGCUGAGGACAGCGUCAGAGGUCCAUGAUGUGCGACUACGUUCAAGUGCCACGGCAAAUGCCAUGCUAAUUCAAGCAUCCAACCCCUCCCUUUGCGCAGCUGCUGCCAGACUGCCAAACUUUGUAACGGCAGUCUCGUUCAUCGAUGUGGUAGAGCGGCUGCUACCCAUCCCCUCUACUAUCCGCCUACCCACGGAAGACCCGUCUGCUAUGCCGUACGCGACGUGCUCUUUCUGCGAGAAAUUACUGAAAAGCUACGGCGGGUUACGUAGACAUCAGCGGCGGAACAAAAAAUGCCUGUACGAACAGGACCGUCUAGCGGCAUUAGGCAUUCCGUACGGCCGCUUCUAUCGGCCGCCGUUAAUAACGAUCGUGCACGCAUCCGGUAGUCGCAUUGACGCGACAUUUGAGCCGCGCACAGCUCGCGAGCGCCACGAGGAGGAGGCCAAUGGCGAUGACGAGGCCGCGUGGUCAUCAGCUGAGUCAGCUCCGUCUGUUGCAUCGGGGGAGUCGUCGGACGUUGCGGAGGCGGGUGUCAGUCGGGAUUUUAGGCUAGAGAUUGCGCGCAUUGCGCGGACAUACUUCUUGCCUAAUGCAGCCAUAACCGACAUCAUCCAGUUGUUUAAAGCUGGGAACGGGGACCCAUCCGAGGUGGAUAUGUGGCAGACAUAUCGGGACCUCGAACGGUUCGAGGAGGAGUACCUGUCAUAUGGCGACGAAUGGGAGAUACGCGUGUUGGAGCUCAACGAGGGUCUGGGCUCGGUGACGUUCCGCAUCGGGCGGGGUGCCGGUAUAGUGGCAGCGGUGAUUCUGUUCAGUGAUGCGACCCAUCUGACGUUUAAUGGGAGGCAGCUGGCUCACCCGUUGAUGUUCUCGCUGGACAACAUUCCCGAGGCCAGCCGAUGGCUUGAAGGUGGCGUGGAGAUGGUAGCACUCUUCCCCCCGCUACCCGCAGCCUUGACUCCGGAGCAGAAGACGGAGCUCAUGCACGAGAUGUUGCGGCUGGUACUAGGGCCUCUCAUGCGCGCAUCAUCAGUCGAGAGCACCACCCGCACCGUGAAAGGCCAGAAGGACGUGUAUGAGCGGAUUGAGGGUACCAACCCGAAGAAGCGCAAGAGAGUGAAGUCGGCAUGGUGCACAUACUUUGUGAAGGCUCUAACAUAUAAGGCCACUCCCGCAGGUGCGGCUGGUCAUCAUGCCCCUGCCUCUCAACCCUUAAUCCCCGCAUGCCCCCACGUGCCCUUGGCCAUAUUUCUAAAUGGUGUUAGGCAGCCGGAGGAUAUCAAACCAUUGAAGCAGACGCGGCAGCCUAUCAUGCCCUGUCCUCCCCCGCACUCUGGGCUUUAA
Closterium sp. NIES-65 is the source of this 1953-nucleotide messenger RNA. NCBI's taxonomy places the organism in Eukaryota, Viridiplantae, Streptophyta, Zygnematophyceae, Desmidiales, Closteriaceae. The record is from the annotation of a GenBank genome assembly.